This is a messenger RNA of Suillus subalutaceus, 1221 nucleotides long. RefSeq names its product heme peroxidase. The record is from RefSeq and is a predicted model, not a curated record. NCBI's taxonomy places the organism in Eukaryota, Fungi, Basidiomycota, Agaricomycetes, Boletales, Suillaceae. Gene Ontology annotation, biological process: cellular response to oxidative stress; response to reactive oxygen species; hydrogen peroxide catabolic process. The transcript has 12 exons. The coding region runs from base 1 to 1014 and encodes 337 amino acids. Gene Ontology annotation, molecular function: peroxidase activity; heme binding.
AUGUCUUUCGCCGCGAUUCGUGCACCACUUCGCAGGCAGGCUUUUAUUCAACGGAGGCCUCCUCCAGCAGCCAAGUCCAACACUGGUCUCUAUGUUGGCCUGGGUGCCGUCGUUCUGGGCGGUGGUGUUGCAUACUACUUAUAUGGCUCAUCAUCGGAGACGGCGAAAGUGACUUCUACUGCGUUGAAGUCUGCGGCUCAGUCAGCAAAAGUUGCCACAAACUUUGUCCCGACUAAGGAAGACUACCAGAAAGUAUAUAACCGCAUCGCCGAGGUAAUUGACGAUGCUGACGACUAUGAUAAUGGCUCUUUCGGCCCUGUGGUUCUCCGCCUGGCGUGGCAUGCCUCUGGAACAUACGACAAGGCUACGGGCACUGGCGGAAGCAACUACGCGACCAUGCGUUUCCACCCUGAGUCACUCCAUGGCGCUAACGCGGGUCUUCACGUUGCCCGUGAAUUGAUGGAGAAGAUUAAGCAAGAGUUUAGCUGGAUCAGCUACGGUGACUUGUGGACGCUUGCUGGUGUCGCUGCUGUGCAGGAGAUGGCUGGUCCGAAGGUUCCUUGGAGGCCUGGGGCGCAGCAUAUCCGGGAUAUUUUCUACCGUAUGGGCUUCGACGACCAAGAAAUCGUUGCUCUCUGUGGUGCCCAUGCUCUCGGUCGUUGCCACAGUGACCGCUCUGGUUAUGAUGGACCUUGGACCUUCUCUCCUACCAUGUUCACUAAUGACUUCUACAAGCUCUUGUUUGAUGAGAAGUGGGUGUGGAAGAAGUGGAACGGACCUAAGCAGCUUGAGGACAAGAAGACCAAAUCGCUUAUGAUGCUCCCAACGGACUACGUUCUUACACAGGAUAAGAGUUUCAAGAAGUACGCGAAGGCCUACGCUGACGACGUUGACCUGUUCUUCAAGGAUUUCUCUGCCGCUUUCGCCAAGCUCCUCGAGCUAGGUGUCCCUACCCAGCAGUUUGUCGCAUCCGAGGCCUGGAUUAUGCAGACUGUUGACGAUCAGAAGUCCUAAGUUGUGCAUAGAGCAAUUUAUCAUGGAAGGUAGAUUAUGUUACCCCUGCUUCGUCUUACCGAUAGAUUUAGGACCACAAUGCUAUCUUGAGCUUAUAAGUACAUACAGUACCUUAUACGUACUAACGCCUGGCGGGAUUGACUUUUAGGUGCUUUAUUCGUAAAUAAUUGGUCCACAGAUAUGAUGAAGUUUCUUGUUGGUCAUGUG